AUGUCCCUAAAACGCGGCGCCCCACCGCCCGACGCCGCCGCCGCCGACCACGCGCGUCCCUCCAAAACCACCAAGCUCCACGACAACAACGCCGCGGCCACCACCGAACAACCGCAGCAGCAACAGCAGCACGAACCCCCCACCAUCUACCGCUCCGCCCCCCUCACCGACCGCCGCUCCACCUUCCUCGCCUUCUUCGCCCCCGGCACCGCCCUCUCCGCCCGCGCCCUCCAAGCGCACCCGGACUUCCGCUCCGCGACGCACCGCAUCGCCGCGUGGCGCCGGCCGAGCGCGCAGCGCAAACUAUCGCUGCUGCCUGCAUCCAAGACGUCGCCGCCCUCCUCCAAUAACGUUGUGGAAUCCGGCCACGACGACGACGGCGAAUCCCACGCCGGCAAGCGGCUGGCGCGCGUGCUGGAGGCGAUGGGCGUGGAUGCCGGCGCGGUGGUAGUGGCGCGGUGGUACGGCGGCGUCAUGCUCGGCCCGGCAAGGUUCGCGCAUAUAGAGAAUGUGGCGAGGGAGGCGGUGAGGGAGUGGCGGCGGGCGGUGGUGGCGGAGGGGGUGGAGAGGAGGGUGGUUGAGGAGGGGAGGAAGAAGGAGGGGUUGGUGAGGGUGCUUGGGGAGAGGGAUGGGAGUAUUGAGGUGUUGAGGGGGUUGUUGGCGGAGAAGAAGAGGGUUGCGGGUAGGGGGGAGGGGGAGGGGGAGAAGGCGCAGAGGAAGCAGAUGGAUUAUGGGAAGAUGCCGGUGCAGGUGUUGGAGAAGUUGGAGAAGGCGAGGGAUGCGACGAUUGCGUUUAUUUUGAAGGAGUUGGAUACGGUUGAGGAUGAGAUUCUUAAGGGGAUGGGUGAGGGGGAUGCGUUGGAUGAGGGUGAUGAGGUUGCUGGAGAGACAGCCGAUUUGGCGGGGCAAGACGGGAAGAACGACGAGACUAUGGCUGGCGACGUUCCUGGGGGGAGUCCAGGUGCAGCACAGGAAGAGGAGCUUACUGAGCAAAAGCAAUGCGAUUCGGCGGUAGAAACUGAAAGUCCCGCAAAACAAUCAAAUCCAGAUGCUGGCUAA
This is a messenger RNA of Lasiodiplodia theobromae, 1059 nucleotides long. RefSeq names its product Impact family protein. Gene Ontology annotation, cellular component: cytoplasm. Bases 1 to 1059 code for a protein of 352 amino acids. Gene Ontology annotation, biological process: regulation of translational initiation. The record is from RefSeq and is a predicted model, not a curated record. NCBI's taxonomy places the organism in Eukaryota, Fungi, Ascomycota, Dothideomycetes, Botryosphaeriales, Botryosphaeriaceae. The transcript has a single exon.